AUGUCUGCGGAGGUGGAUCUCCUGCAGGAGGCCAAAGAAAGCAUCGAAGCUGCUCAGAACUAUCGCAGUGAGCUCCAGCUGAGACUACAGGGACUGAACCAGGCCAGAUCACAGGUGCGGGGCAGCUCCACUCAGGCCCGGGACGCCCUCCGCAGACACUUCUUGGAGCUGCAGUCCUCCGCCUCUCGGCUGCUGGAGGAGCGGCUGGAGGCGCUGCUGCAGGAGGUGGAGGAGAUCGAGGCCCAGAGCAUCAAACCCCUGGACGACUGUCAGGUCCUGAUCGAGCACGGAGUGGGCCAGGCCGACGACCUGCUGCGAGAGGGUACGCAGACUCAGGGACCACAGCCAGAGGAGAGAGGAGGCUCAGGGACCACAGCCAGAGGAGAGAGGAGGCGCAGGGACCACAGCCAGAGGAGAGAGGAGGCUCAGGGACCACAGCCAGAGGAGAGAGGAGGCUCAGGGACCACAGCCAGAGGAGAGAGGAGGCUCAGGGACCACAGCCAGAGGAGAGAGGAGGCUCAGGGACCACAGCCAGAGGAGAGAGGAGGCGCAGGGACCACAGCCAGAGGAGAGAGGAGGCUCAGGGACCACAGCCAGAGGAGAGAGGAGGCGCAGGGACCACAGCCAGAGGAGAGAGGAGGCUCAGGAACCACAGCCAGAGGAGAGAGGAGGCUCAGGGACCACAGCCAGAGGAGAGAGGAGGCUCAGGGACCACAGCCAGAGGAGAGGGACCACACCAGAGGAGGCGCAGGGACCACAGCCAGAGGAGAGAGGAGGCUCAGGGACCACAGCCAGAGGAGAGAGGAGGCUCAGGGACCACAGCCAGAGGAGAGAGGAGGCUCAGGGACCACAGCCAGAGGAGAGAGGAGGCUCAGGGACCACAACCAGAGGAGAGAGGAGGCUCAGGGACCACAGCCAGAGGAGAGAGGAGGCUCAGGGACCACAGCCAGAGGAGAGAGGAGGCUCAGGGACCACAGCCAGAGGAGAGAGGAGGCGCAGGGACCACAGCCAGAGGAGAGAGGAGGCUCAGAGACCACAACCAGAGGAGAGAGGAGGCUCAGGGACCACAGCCAGAGGAGAGAGGAGGCUCAGGGACCACAGCCAGAGGAGAGAGGAGGCUCAGGGACCACAGCCAGAGGAGAGAGGAGGCGCAGGGACCACAGCCAGAGGAGAGAGGAGGCUCAGGGACCACAGCCAGAGGAGAGAGGAGAGAGGAGGCGCAGGGACCACAACCAGAGGAGAGAGGAGGCGCAGGGACCACAGCCAGAGGAGAGAGGAGGCUCAGGGACCACAGCCAGAGGAGAGAGGAGAGAGGAGGCGCAGGGACCACAACCAGAGGAGAGAGGAGGCGCAGGGACCACAGCCAGAGGAGAGAGGAGGCUCAGGGACCACAGCCAGAGGAGAGAGGAGGCGCAGGGACCACAGCCAGAGGAGAGAGGAGGCUCAGAGACCACAGCCAGAGGAGAGAGGAGGCUCAGGGACCACAGCCAGAGGAGAGAGGAGGCGCAGGGACCACAGCCAGAGGAGAGAGGAGGCUCAGAGACCACAACCAGAGGAGAGAGGAGGCUCAGGGACCACAGCCAGAGGGAGAGAGGAGGCUCAGGGACCACAGCCAGAGGAGAGAGGAGGCUCAGGGACCACAGCCAGAGGAGAGAGGAGGCGCAGGGACCACAGCCAGAGGAGAGAGGAGGCUCAGGGACCACAGCCAGAGGAGAGAGGAGAGAGGAGGCGCAGGGACCACAACCAGAGGAGAGAGGAGGCGCAGGGACCACAGCCAGAGGAGAGAGGAGGCUCAGGGACCACAGCCAGAGGAGAGAGGAGGCUCAGGGACCACAGCCAGAGGAGAGAGGAGGCUCAGGGACCACAGCCAGAGGAGAGAGGAGGCUCAGGGACCACAGCCAGAGGAGAGAGGAGGCUCAGGGACCACAGCCAGAGGAGAGAGGAGGCUCAGGACCACAGCCAGAGGAGAGAGGAGGCUCAGGGACCACAGCCAGAGGAGAGAGGAGGCUCAGGGACCACAGCCAGAGGAGAGAGGAGGCGCAGGGACCACAGCCAGAGGAGAGAGGAGGCGCAGGGACCACAGCCAGAGGAGAGAGGAGGCGCAGGGACCACAGCCAGAGGAGAGAGGAGGCGCAGGGACCACAGCCAGAGGAGAGAGGAGGCGCAGGGACCACAGCCAGAGGAGAGAGGAGGCUCAGGGACCACAGCCAGAGGAGAGAGGAGGCUCAGGGACCACAGCCAGAGGAGAGAGGAGGCGCAGGGACCACAGCCAGAGGAGAGAGGAGGCUCAGGGACCACAGCCAGAGGAGAGAGGAGAGAGGAGGCGCAGGGACCACAACCAGAGGAGAGAGGAGGCGCAGGGACCACAGCCAGAGGAGAGAGGAGGCUCAGGGACCACAGCCAGAGGAGAGAGGAGGCUCAGGGACCACAGCCAGAGGAGAGAGGAGGCUCAGGGACCACAGCCAGAGGAGAGAGGAGGCGCAGGGACCACAGCCAGAGGAGAGAGGAGGCGCAGGGACCACAGCCAGAGGAGAGAGGAGGCGCAGGGACCACAGCCAGAGGAGAGAGGAGGCUCAGGGACCACAGCCAGAGGAGAGAGGAGGCUCAGGGACCACAGCCAGAGGAGAGAGGAGGCUCAGGGACCACAGCCAGAGGAGAGAGGAGGCUCAGGGACCACAGCCAGAGGAGAGAGGAGGCUCAGGGACCACAGCCAGAGGAGAGAGGAGGCUCAGGGACCACAGCCAGAGGAGAGAGGAGGCGCAGGGACCACAGCCAGAGGAGAGAGGAGGCUCAGAGACCACAACCAGAGGAGAGAGGAGGCUCAGGGACCACAGCCAGAGGAGAGAGGAGGCUCAGGGACCACAGCCAGAGGAGAGAGGAGGCUCAGGGACCACAGCCAGAGGAGAGAGGAGGCUCAGGGACCACAGCCAGAGGAGAGAGGAGGCUCAGGGACCACAGCCAGAGGAGAGAGGAGGCGCAGGGACCACAGCCAGAGGAGAGAGGAGGCUCAGGGACCACAGCCAGAGGAGAGAGGAGGCUCAGAGACCACAGCCAGAGGAGAGAGGAGGCUCAGGGACCACAGCCAGAGGAGAGAGGAGGCUCAGGGACCACAGCCAGAGGAGAGAGGAGGCUCAGGGACCACAGCCAGAGGAGAGAGGAGGCUCAGGAACCACAGCCAGAGGAGAGAGGAGGCUCAGGGACCACAGCCAGAGGAGAGAGGAGGCUCAGGGACCACAGCCAGAGGAGAGAGGAGGCUCAGGGACCACAGCCAGAGGAGAGAGGAGGCUCAGGGACCACAGCCAGAGGAGAGAGGAGGCUCAGGGACCACAGCCAGAGGAGAGAGGAGGCUCAGGGACCACAGCCAGAGGAGAGAGGAGGCGCAGGGACCACAGCCAGAGGAGAGAGGGGGCUCAGGGACCACAGCCAGAGGAGAGAGGAGGCUCAGAGACCACAGCCAGAGGAGAGAGGAGGCUCAGGGACCACAGCCAGAGGAGAGAGGAGGCUCAGGGACCACAGCCAGAGGAGAGAGGAGGCUCAGGGACCACAGCCAGAGGAGAGAGGAGGCUCAGGGACCACAGCCAGAGGAGAGAGGAGGCGCAGGGACCACAGCCAGAGGAGAGAGGAGGCUCAGGGACCACAGCCAGAGGAGAGAGGAGGCGCAGGGACCACAGCCAGAGGAGAGAGGAGGCUCAGAGAACACAGCCAGAGGAGAGAGGAGGCUCAGGGACCACAGCCAGAGGAGAGAGGAGGCUCAGGGACCACAGCCAGAGGAGAGAGGAGGCUCAGGGACCACAGCCAGAGGAGAGAGGAGGCUCAGGGACCACAGCCAGAGGAGAGAGGAGGCUCAGGGACCACAGCCAGAGGAGAGAGGAGGCGCAGGGACCACAGCCAGAGGAGAGAGGCCAGCUCAGGGACCACAGCCAGAGGAGAGAGGAGGCUCAGGGACCACAGCCAGAGGAGAGAGGAGGCGCAGGGACCACAGCCAGAGGAGAGAGGAGGCUCAGGGACCACAGCCAGAGGAGAGAGGAGGCUCAGGGACCACAGCCAGAGAGAGAGGAGGCCAGGGACCACAGCCAGAGGAGAGAGGAGGCUCAGGGACCACAGCCAGAGGAGAGAGGAGGCUCAGGGACCACAGCCAGAGGAGAGGAGGGAGGCUCAGGGACCACAGCCAGAGGAGAGAGGAGGCUCAGGGAACACAGCCAGAGGAGAGAGGAGGCUCAGGGACCACAGCCAGAGGAGAGAGGAGGCGCAGGGACCCACAGCCAGAGGAGAGAGGAGGCUCAGGGACCACAGCCAGAGGAGAGAGGAGGCUCAGGGACCACAGCCAGAGGAGAGAGGAGGCUCAGGGACCACAGCCAGAGGAGAGAGGAGGCUCAGGGACCACAGCCAGAGGAGAGAGGAGGCUCAGGGACCACAGCCAGAGGAGAGAGGAGGCGCCAGGUCAGGACCACAGCCAGAGGAGAGAGGAGGCUCAGGGACCACAGCCAGAGGAGAGAGGAGGCUCAGGGACCACAGCCAGAGGAGAGAGGAGGCUCAGGGACCACAGCCAGAGGAGAGAGAGGAGGCUCAGGGACCACAGCCAGAGGAGAGAGGGAGGCCAGGACCACAGCCAGAGGAGAGAGGAGGCUCAGGGACCACAGCCAGAGGAGAGAGGAGGCGCAGGGACCACAGCCAGAGGAGAGAGGAGGCUCAGGACCACAGCCAGGAGAGAGAGAGGAGGCAGCCAGGAAGAGGAGGCCACAGCCAGAGGAGAGAGGAGGCUCAGGGACCACAGCCAGAGGAGAGAGGAGGCUCAGGGACCACAGCCAGAGGAGAGAGGAGGCUCAGGGACCACAGCCAGAGGAGAGAGGAGGCUCAGGGACCACAGCCAGAGGAGAGAGGAGGCUCAGGGACCACAGCCAGAGGAGAGAGGAGGCUCAGGGACCACAGCCAGAGAGAGAGGAGGCUCAGGGACCACAGCCAGAGGAGAGAGGCUCAGGACCACAGAGAGGAGAGAGGAGGCUCAGGGACCACAGCCAGAGGAGAGAGGAGGCUCAGGGACCACAGCCAGAGGAGAGAGGAGGCUCAGGGACCACAGCCAGAGGAGAGAGGAGGCUCAGGGACCACAGCCAGAGGAGAGAGGAGGCUCAGGGACCACAGCCAGAGGAGAGAGGAGGCUCAGGGAACACAGCCAGAGGAGAGAGGAGGCUCAGGGACCACAGCCAGAGGAGAGAGGAGGCUCAGGGACCACAGCCAGAGGAGAGAGGAGGCUCAGGGACCACAGCCAGAGGAGAGAGGAGGCUCAGGGACCACAGCCAGAGGAGAGAGGAGGCUCAGGGACCACAGCCAGAGGAGAGAGGAGAGAGGAGGCUACAGACUUAA
Knipowitschia caucasica is the source of this 5361-nucleotide messenger RNA. The record is from the annotation of a GenBank genome assembly. NCBI's taxonomy places the organism in Eukaryota, Metazoa, Chordata, Actinopteri, Gobiiformes, Gobiidae.